Molecule: messenger RNA, 1526 nt
Organism: Cydia fagiglandana
Lineage: Eukaryota; Metazoa; Arthropoda; Insecta; Lepidoptera; Tortricidae
Product: juvenile hormone esterase-like
Exons: 3
Coding region: 3-1526 (507 amino acids)
Molecular function (GO): serine hydrolase activity
Source: RefSeq, a predicted model, not a curated record
AAAUGAUCACACUAAGUAUCUCGUAUUGGUUGUUUCAGCUGUCAACUCCUUAUCCAAAGUUUGAAGAUAUUUUCGAAGCUUUCGAUGACUCAGUAGUGUGCCCUCAAAGAGAACAAUUCAACAAAACCCUCGUUGGAACUCUCGACUGUCUUACCCUUAAUAUUUACGUGCCCACAGUUGACCCCUCCAGCAAUCCGCUUCCAGUAUUAGUCUUCAUUUUCGGCGGAGCACUCCAAUUUGGUUCGGGUGGGAGAUACAUUUUUGGUCCCAAGUUUUUAGUCAAGCAUAAUAUUAUUCUAGUAACGCUAAACCAUCGUUUGGGUCCUUACGGCUUUAUGUGUCUCAAUAACCCAAAAGUCCCUGGUAAUCAGGGAAUAAAAGAUCAACGAUUAGCUUUGAGAUGGAUCAAAGAUAACAUAGAAGAUUUUGGAGGCGAUGCUAACAAAAUCACUUUAUCUGGUCAAAGCGCCGGUUCCAUGUCAGUUGAUCUGCACAUCCACUCGCUUGAGGAGAAUUUGUUUCAACAAGCUAUUUUAGAAAGCGGAACAAUUUUGACACCAUUCUUGUUUAUUAAUCCGGGAGAAGAAGGACCAUUGAUAUUGUCUAGAUACUUAGGUUUGGAUACUAAUGAUGUAAAUAAAGCCUUGGCAUUUCUUGCCACAGUCGAUACCAAUGAUGUUAUUGCUGCUUCAGAGAAAAAUAAUUUGACAUUUAAGGUGUGUGUGGAAAAAAGUUUUGAGAACGUCGAACCGAUAGUAACUGAUUACCCUGUGAAUUUACAAGCCCCGAGAGUUAAAAACAUCUCUAUUUUAACUGGAUUUAACGAGGAAGAAGAACUCCGAAGUUAUGGCAAUGUUGAUGACAACUAUUUAAAGGAUAAUGAUUUGUUUAAGAAAUACAUUGAGGGAUUUUUUGAUUUUGACAACUGCACGUAUGACGCAAUGAGAACAAUUUUGAAACACUUUUACUUUGGAGACAGUGAAGUAGACGUAGAGACAAGACGGCAGAUUAUAAACUUAGCUUCAGAUUUACAAGGUAAUUAUCCUGUCUUAAGAAACUUAAGAAAAUACAUUACCAGUGGUGCAAAAUAUGUGAUGAAAAUAAUAUUUUCUUAUCUCUUUGCUUACGUUGGAGAUAGAAAUUAUGCGAAAUACAAAUUAAAUAUUACCAUCGGGGGAGCUACACACGCCGAUGAGAUUGGCUACUUGUUUGACGUGGCGUUUUUGCAACCAUUCAUGUCUGAGGAAGAUCGUCGCAUGAUCGAUGUAAUGACUACAAUGUGGACAAAUUAUGUAAAGUAUGGAAAUCCAACUCCAGAACCAACAGAUCUUCUGCCAUUGAAAUGGGAUCCUGUCACCGCUGAGCGUUGGAACUAUCUGCUCAUAGACACCGAUCUCGCUAUGGCCACCAGACCCUAUAAUCAGAGAAUGACUUUUUUGGACGUGUUUUUUAAGACAAAUGAGAAAUAUCAAAUUGGUUAUCACGAUAAUAAUGAUAAUAAUGUUUGUUUGAUCAAUCCACUGUAA